AUGGCAGCCAUGGUAGCAAAUGGACAGGUGCACCAGCGCCAGAACCUGCAUCUUGUCACAAACGAGGACUCCGUCUACGAACAAGACAUCAUCCGUGACCCAUCGACUGUCAAGCCAUGGCUUGUGUAUAUCGAGUUCAAAUCCCGCUAUGGAAAUGCCCAGGAACAAGCUUUCGUCAUGGCUCGGGCUUGUGCCCAGCUGCCACGGUCGUACAAGCUCUGGAAAAUGUAUCUGGAAUUCCGGGUCAAGCAUGUUUCGAAAUUGAACCCUGGCAUGUUUAAUAACGAAUACAACAAGGUCAAUGCGCUCUUCGAGCAGGCUCUUAUUCUGCUCAACAAGAUGCCCCGAAUCUGGGAAAUGUACCUCUCUUUCUUGAUGAAGCAGCCAAUCGUGACCUUUGCCCGCCGAGUCUUUGACCGAGCCCUGCGCGCGCUCCCGAUUUCGCAACACAACCGCAUCUGGGCCCUGUAUAUUCCCUUUGCCAACGCGGCGUCGGGCGAGACUGCCGUCAAGAUCUGGCGCCGCUAUAUGCAGGUUCAUCCUGAGCAUGCCGAAGACUUCAUCGAACUUCUCAUCAAGAACGAGCUGUACACCGAGGCUGCAACGACGUACAUCAAGAUUCUCAACAACACACGGUUCGUCAGCAAGCAUGGCAAGGGUCACUUUGAGCUGUGGAAUGAGCUGGUGGAAUUGCUCGUGUCCCAUGCGAACAAUGUCAAAACUGGCCACGAAACUGGCAUUGAUGUUGAUGCCAUCAUUCGCAGUGGAAUCGCCCGGUUUUCAGACCAGCGCGGCAAGCUCUGGGCCGGCCUGGCAACCUACUGGAUUCGAAGUGGUAGUUUUGAGCGUGCGCGUGAUGUUUUCGAAGAGGGCAUCACUACUGUCAUGACCGUCCGCGACUUUACAUUAAUCUUUGACUCCUAUGUGGAGUUUGAAGAGUCUGUGAUAGGCGCUCUGAUGGAGAUGGCGACUGCUCGCACGCAGAAGGGUGUUGACGAUGAAGAAGCAGAUUUUGAGCUCGAUAUUCGCAUGAUGCGAUUCGAGCAUCUAAUGGACCGACGCCCAUUUCUCCUCAACGAUGUGCUACUCCGACAGAAUCCUAACCAAGUGCUGGAAUGGGAGAAGCGGGUGGCACUCUGGGGCGACAACAAAAGCGAGGUCGUACAGACCUACACCGAUGCUAUCGCCAAGAUUCAACCUAAGCAUGCUAUUGGUCCUUUUCAUCAACUAUGGACCAACUAUGCAAAGUUCUACGAGGCAGGAGGCGAUAUACGCAAUGCUCGCAUCAUUAUGGACAAGGCUGUCAAGGUGCCCUUCAAGUCGGUGGCAGAGCUUGCGGACAUGUGGAUUGAAUGGGCUGAGAUGGAACUUCGAAAUGAAGACUUUGACGAGGCUGUCCGAAUCAUGGCCAAGGCUGUCCAGGCACCAAAGCGAUCAAACGUCGACUAUUUUGACGAGUCUCUGUCGCCGCAGCAGCGUGUACACAAGAGCUGGAAGCUGUGGAGCUUCUAUGUGGAUCUUGUUGAGAGUGUCUCGACACUGGAGGAUGUGAAAAAGGUCUAUGAACGCAUUUUUGAGCUUCGCAUCGCGACACCGCAGACUGUGGUCAACUAUGCGAACCUGCUGGAAGAAAAUGAGUACUUUGAGGAGUCGUUCAAAGUUUACGAGAGGGGCUUGGAUCUGUUUAGCUAUCCGGUGGCCUUUGAGCUGUGGAACAUGUACCUGACCAAGGCCGUGGACCGCAAGAUUGGCAUCGAGCGACUGCGUGACUUGUUUGAGCAGGCUGUGGAGGACUGCCCGCCCAAGUUUGCCAAGACCAUCUACCUAAUGUACGGCAAUUUGGAAGAAGAGCGAGGACUGGCACGUCACGCGAUGCGCAUCUACGAGCGUGCGACCAGAGCUGUAUCGGACGAGGACCGAGCCGACAUGUUCAACUUUUACAUCACCAAGUCGGCCUCCAACUUUGGGCUACCGUCUACGCGGCCGAUUUACGAGCGUGCCAUUACUGCUUUGCCAGACGAGGAGGCUAAGGACAUGUGCCUCAAGUUUGCAGACAUGGAGAAGCGCCUGGGCGAAAUCGAUCGAGCCCGCGCCAUCUACGGCCACGCGUCGCAAUUUUGCGACCCGCGCACCAAUGCUGACUUUUGGAGCAAGUGGGAGUCGUUUGAGGUGCAGCACGGCAACGAAGACACGUUCAAGGAGAUGCUGCGUAUCAAGCGCAGCGUGCAGGCCCAAUACAACACGGACGUCAACUUUAUCGCGUCGCAAGCUCUCGCCAAGAGCCAAGCGGCGGCGGCGGCGGCAGGUCACGAGAUGGACGCCGACACGAAGGACGCCAUGGCAGAGCUGGAGCGACAGGCUCGGGCGCCGCAAGGGUUCGUGGCGGCCAGCGGGGGGCCGGUGGGUGGUGGUGUGCAGGACAGCAAGCCAGCGGUGGCGGCCAAUCCUGAUGCGAUUGACAUUGACAGUGGCGAUGAUGAGUGA
Beauveria bassiana ARSEF 2860 is the source of this 2484-nucleotide messenger RNA. Its product is annotated as pre-mRNA-splicing factor SYF1. NCBI's taxonomy places the organism in Eukaryota, Fungi, Ascomycota, Sordariomycetes, Hypocreales, Cordycipitaceae. The record is from RefSeq and is a predicted model, not a curated record. The coding region runs from base 1 to 2484 and encodes 827 amino acids. Gene Ontology annotation, cellular component: Prp19 complex; U2-type catalytic step 2 spliceosome; post-mRNA release spliceosomal complex. Gene Ontology annotation, molecular function: protein binding. The transcript is spliced from 3 exons. Gene Ontology annotation, biological process: mRNA splicing, via spliceosome; generation of catalytic spliceosome for first transesterification step.